AUGCCAUUCCUUCUCUUUUCCAGUCGCAUCCAGGUGCAGCUCGGGAAACACAACCUGGCGCUCACCGAGUCGACACAGCAGUUGAUCAGUUCAGCUAAAGUCAUCCGCCACCCUGGCUACAGCGCCGCAACGCUGGACAAUGACAUUAUGCUCAUCAAGCUUGCCCAACCAGCCCAGCUCAACCGAGCUGUCCAAACAAUUCCUCUGCCUACCAGCUGUGUGGCGACAGGCACCACGUGCCUCGUCUCCGGCUGGGGCAACACCCUCAGCAAUGCCAAUCUGUACCCAGACACUUUGCAGUGCUUGGAAGCUCCUGUACUCUCCUCAAGCGAGUGCUCCAAAUCCUACCCUGGGCGAAUUACCACUAACAUGAUAUGUGUAGGAUUCUUGGAGGGAGGGAAAGACUCCUGCCAGGGGGAUUCCGGCGGUCCAGUGGUCUGCAAUGGGCAGCUCCAGGGCAUUGUUUCCUGGGGCAUUGGAUGUGCACAGAAGGGAUAUCCUGGGGUUUACACUAAGGUUUGCAAUUAUGUCUCCUGGAUCCAAGCAACUAUAUCUGCCAACUGA
Antrostomus carolinensis (chuck-will's-widow) is the source of this 564-nucleotide messenger RNA. Its product is annotated as trypsin I-P1. The transcript is spliced from 3 exons. Gene Ontology annotation, molecular function: serine-type endopeptidase activity. Gene Ontology annotation, biological process: proteolysis. The record is from RefSeq and is a predicted model, not a curated record. Bases 1 to 564 code for a protein of 187 amino acids. NCBI's taxonomy places the organism in Eukaryota, Metazoa, Chordata, Aves, Caprimulgiformes, Caprimulgidae.